AUAGCGACGCGGCGCUGCAGUCGUCCGCUACAGUGCCGCUCGCUGUACACUUGCCACUCAGGCGACUGCCAGCGUCGCGACAACACGCGACGAUGCGCGGCGACCGCGCCGGCCGCGACACGCGCCACAAUAAAGAUCACGAUAACUUAAAGUCGUCCUUAAAAAAAGGAAGUAAGACAAAAAAGCACAGAGUUGUCUUCGAUGAGAGCGCCAAUGAAUUUUUCGAGGCCGAUUACAUUAUUGUGGUGCGGGACGAGUGUGGUUACUCUGAUGAAGGAGAAGGAGAAGAAUGCUCGGGAUGUGGAGCGUGCGAACGUUACCAAGAGCCGGAGCCGAGCGCGCUCAGUCCGCCAGAGGGGUACAAAGAUAUGGGGCUGUUCAACCGGGACGGCACCCUGCGGGAGCAGGCAUGGUGGGACGCCGGCGACGUGGUACUGGUGGGCGAGCGGUCCGGCACGGUGUUCACGCCGCAGCACCUGCAGCUGCUGCGUCGCCUGCAGCGCGAGCGAAUGCUGCGCUCCGCCAUCUGUGCUGACUGCGACGCGCACGCCGCGCUUCACCAGCCACUGGAAAUGGAGUAUGGUUACGAAGAAGAAGAGAUUAGCGACGGAGAUCGUGAGCUAAGGCCAGUGAUAAGGCGGACGGCCAAACACAUCGCGGCCGGCGAGGAGCGACCCAGGAUCAAUUCCAGCCAACAGACCACCCCCACCGAGGAUUGCCAACCGGAACUUUGUAUGGAAGAAACACAAACGGAAGUCACUUCUGCUCCUUUAACAAGCGAAGACAGCGACAUGGCUGAGGUUGAAGUUCGCCUGUCUGCUGAGAGCUCUCCGCUGCGCCAGCGCCGCGGCGGCAUUCUCAAGGGGGGGCGGCUGUGGAAGUCGCUGGACACUGAUAAGGAGACCACCGAUCAGAAUGAUGACCAGCGUUCCAACACCACGGCGAGCGACGAGGACGGAUCGGUGACCCCACGCUCAGUCCGGUUCGUGGAGAGGCCGAACGAAGCCGAACAGAAAGGCAAGGAGGAUCCUCAGUCGAGCCAGUCUUCCGACGUCGAAACAUCCACGCACAAGGAAUUCAGCACUUAUACUUCACACAGACUGGAAACACCGCUAAUCCUCACGAUCCAAGCCCCAAAGACCAAUUCAGCGGUCCAGCAGUUGUUCAACAGCGGACGGCCGCCUCCGCCCGCCAUCGAGCCCCAGCUCGUCACGUCAGAAACUUUACGAGCAUGGGAUGCGGGCGUGCGGCCCAAGACAGAGGAGGCAGCGGUGAGGCGGGUGGCGGAGCGGAACGCAUUGCGGUGCUCGCUUCUGCGGAGCGAGGCUAGAAAAAAGCAGAUACCAAAGGCAGAAACAACAUCCUUGGCCGAACGCAUCCGUCUACUCACGUGUGACGUGGAAGAUGAGCCAGAGGAGCACAGGUCGUCGCCCUCUGGGGUUCUGGACAAAUUCUCCAACAGCGAUAAGUCCAGCGACAAGUCCAGUGACAAGUCAUACAACAGUGUCGACAAAAACAGUGAGAAGGCUUUCGGGAGUGCAUCCUCCAGUUCUUCUUCGUCCACGAUUUCAGUCCCAGUACCCACACGCCAACAACCACCAGACUUAGGCGAUGUGCAUCAGGAACCACAAAAGCCAAAAUCAGAGCCACGAAGGCAGUUCCUGUCGACCCUGGCGCCGUUGACGGCUUGUGUGGGCAACACUGUGCAUCAUGAGGGCUUCUACUAUGUUCCUCCUGGAGACCGGACCUCGGCCGCGGUGGCCACCACCAUCGACCUCCAAGAACACAAUGAUGCCCCGGCGCCUGAUGUGCUGGCCGGGACUCCAGGUGCUGGUGAAGGCGAUGACGGGCUGGCGGCGUUCGCUCGAGCCACCGCGCCGCGCACCGAACGGCUCCGACAGCGGUACGGACAGGACUCGCAGCCAGUCAGCAGUGACGACGAGCAUGACGAUUAUGGCUUCCACCGGCGGCCAGCGGUGCGCGGCAUCGCUGUGAAGCAGCAGUUGGGAGCGUCGGACGAGCUUCUCCAACAGAUGCAGAACGAACUACAGCCAUCCUCUGCGACCGUGCAGCCCCCGGCACACUCCUGCCAGCGCACCAGCUCCAACUACUCCUGGCCUUACUACUCGGAGGCUAACCUCAAUUCCAGGCCUCAAAGUAGAGCCAGCGCUAACUCAAAUUGGUCCAAGUCUUCGGAUUACGUGACAGCCCGCCAGUGCAGUAGCACCCCCGUGCCACAGCCACACACUGACGCCUGCUAUGCGCACGCGCAGAGCAUGGCCACCUACGCACACUACCAGCAAAGGCAGUCGCAAGACAGCAUGUAUAGGAACUGUUCCCUUUAUGCUAAUGUUGGAUGUUCGGACAGUAGUCAAGAGCUGUACAGCUCGCAGACCAGCUCGGAGCAGACGUCGCCGGUGCGGAACGCGACCCGCUGCCGGAGACCGGAGUCCCCGCCCCCCAUACGAAGCCACCACCAGCUACUAUACGUGCCCUACAGCAACCACUACCAUUAUCAACACCACGACUACGGCGCGCAUUGGACCGCGAACGACUAUAGCCGCAUGCACACAUACUACCAAACACAGCAGACGCGCAGUGGGACCAGCACUCCGCAACCGGCGCCGGUGGCAGCGCAACCGCAGCGGGCGCACUAUCCCUUGCAAAUACAGACUCUCUGUCCAGCCCCCGCAAGGUACCGGCCAGUGCCGGCUCCACAACCAGGGGGCGGGAAACAGAUGAUAUGCUAUUCGGAAAAGGUGGCGGCCCCGUUGUACCAGCCAGCCCCGGGCUCGCCGUCGCGGGUCGCCCGAGGAGCCCCGGAGGGCGCCCCGGCGGGGGUCAGUGUUCCCGCAGCCACGUCUCCUAUGACGGCGCCCCCUAACCCCGUGUAUUAUGCUAUGAACGUCUGACGGGGGGACUAGGUGAAAAUCGUGGUUGGUCCCACAGGAGAGGUCCGUGUCAGCGUGCAGCCGCAAGCGACGCCCGUCCCUAGGGAACAAGCCUCAAGUGACCUAAAGAAACCUGCCUAGUCGCAGGCAUACCAUCCCAUGCUAGGUGCCCGUGAUAGUAUCUAUGAUUAUUUUCUAUGCGUUCAUCGGGGUUAAUAACCUGCCUAGUCUUAGCAAAGCAACGCCAAUUUCCGACGAUAUAUACCUGUUUGACAAUUUGAAUACCAAUCAUACAUGCAUAUAACGCCUGUUUCCCACGGGGAACUCCGGUGGACAACAGCCAAUUACAAUGAAAUCUCACUGUGCCACAUCACGUGACUACUCAUUGAAUUUGCCUUCGGUUAGACAACUUUAGCCUAUUUAUUGUUGCAAAAUACAUGUCAAGGUUUGUGCAAUUCUCAAUGUAUCUAGAAUUUUAGACCUCUAACUAAAUAUCUUUAUAUUUCUAUAAUAACAUCGUAUAAAUACCUUGAAUGUCUAACUAACUUCUAGAUGCUAUUUAUUGUUAUUACAACGAUUUAAAGUUUGCGAAUAUUUAGGUUACUUUGCCAGCGCGUGCAGCAACUUCUCUAUGAAAUUAAAUUAGAUAUAAACAGAGACAUUAUAAUAUAAAUUCUAAAAUAAGUGGUAGGUACGAGUGCCAUGUUCCAUUAGGAUCAACGCAUAGAAAGAUAUAUAUAUAUUUAUUUCGCUUUAUUAGGAUUUAGGUCAAACAAUAAAAAACAAUUAACAUAGGCCAGAAGACAGCUGGCAAAGCAUUGAUUAUUGAUUAAAUUUUUGGAUUAGGAUAUAAAAUAAAAUGGAAGUGAUUUGCGUCUGACAGCACUGGAGGUUUAACCACUAAUUUCGAGCAAUGAAUUUAUGCGUUGUAGUAAAAAUAUAUAUUGUUCGUUAAAAUUACGUUUCCUAUUAUUUUGGACGCAAUGUUUGUAAGCUUCUUGUUAUAAUUAAUCAUUUUGCGGUUGGGCUUUUUUUUAUUUAUUAUGAAGAAAGAUUUAAAUCGAUGCUUGUAAAAUUUAUUGUUUGUGGAUAUGGAGUAUGUUUUAUGUAAAUAAAUAAGUAUUUGCUUUUGGUGUCUCAGUAUAAUAAUAUACCUAUCGUAAUGUUUAUAAGACUAAUAAGACAACAAAAUCACUCAGGUCUUCGUUCGUUAAAUGUUUUGGUGAAGCUAAGAAUUUUAGGUUUUCCAGCGAUUGUGGUUUCCCAAUAGGUAUACCAUAAGUCACUAUAUUAUAAAGAAUCUAAGGUACAAAUCGAAUAUAAUGUUAAUAUUGAUAUUUGGUACUACUACCGGUGACGUAUUUUCUGUGUGAAUAAAAUAGCUCAUUUAGGCCCAAGGAGCGAUACAGAAUGAUAGCUUUAAUUUUUUUUACAUUUUACAGUUCCGAAAGACCUACCUAGCGAAAUUGUACAGAUUUUAUCUCUAGAAUUACGUUUAUUUUUUUCAUUACUACCUCAAUUCUCUUGUAAAGAUACGUCACCUGGUAAUAUUUUGAGUAUUAUACAGAAUUGUCAUUAAUUAAUAAAAGUUUCUUACACUUAAGUAGCACCCGAAUUAUGGGUACAUAAGUUGUAAUUGAAAGUAAGUUAAUAGCUAUUGUUGAAUAUACUAACGUAUUAAAUACCCCAGUUUGUCAAAAAUAUAACUGGGUACGGUAUACAUAUAAAAAAAGACUUUGUUGAUAAUAUUAUAAGAUGACAAAGUGUUUUGUCGUAGGUGACAAUUUGGGUCGUAUUUUUAUACACAUAAUAAGCUCCCUGUUCCGUAUGUCGUUAUCCCCUCCAGAAAAAAAUUGUAGGUUUGCAAAUACAUUGAAUUUCUUCUCGAAUUAUCUGUGUUUGGAAGAUACUAUUACAAUUAGAUUAAUUGUUAUACAUAACCAUAUCUGUGAAUAAAUAAACAUACUUCUCGCAAGCGCAUGAAAGUAUUUAAGUACAUAUACUUACUUAUACUAUCAUUAAGGUAGUAUAUGUUACUUGCGUGGCUCAACAACGUUACGAAUUUGUUUAGCUACACUAGACCUUAUGUCUGAUCUUGUAUAACUCACUCUAAUAAGUUAAAGUUUUGGAAUUGAGCGGUCUACUGACACAAAAUUUUAUUUUAUGUUGUACAUUGAUAUUCAUUAUUUUCUUUUCAAAUUGUAAUAUAUAUAUUUCAUUGGCAUAAGUCUGCGAUAUUAUUCCGAAUAAUAGUGCCAAAAUUUAAGUAUUAAGUACGACUAAGAAAUGUAGAGUUGUCUUGUUGCAGUAGAGGUUAUACUUAGUACUUUCCUAAGCCGGCCUAUAUUCCGUACUACUACGCGCUACGUACUUGUUGAAAUUCACGCACUAUUAUUCCGUUAAUAUAAUUUAUAAAGUUACAUGCGUGUUCAAAACGGGAAAGUUUAAAAAACACUAUUGAUUAUUUCUGAUUGGAAAUAUCCCAGUGGGAUACAUUAGGGUUACAGGGACACCACGAUUUUCAAUAUUGUAAUUCCAAUAGUUACACUUGCUUAAGUUUUUUUCUUGUGGCGUUCAUAUUUAUUAAGACUGUUAUAUUUACUAAGGUGUUUGUAGUAAAUAUCGUUUUCGCAUUUUUCACGAAAAUUUGCCUGAAUCUUGGUAGAAGUAGAUAAAGUAAAUUCGGGUUAGAUAAUAACAAGAUGAUUGCAAUCCAAAGUGCCUCUAUAGGCAAUUUAUUUUAGGAAAACGAAAAUAACAAACUAACCGCACAACUGUAAGACCAAACGGGAGACCAAACUUCAAACAUCAUUCCAAAGAUAUGAACUAUUUUUAAUGACAACCUUACUCGUAUUCGAAUAGUGUCGGGAGAUGCCACAAUUGUUAGUAGAUGUAAAUAAUUAUAUUUGUAUCUACCUACUAAGUAGAUAAAAUUGUAUUAAUAUUGUAUUUAAAAAAAAUGGUGUCAAGCUUAAUACGAUAGUCAUAAUAUCAUAAUUUAAUAGGGGAAUGCUGUACUUGGGUAUAUAAUCUGACUACCUGGAUUUAUUUAUAAGUAAGCUCUAUCCAACAUGUGAAAUAUAAUACAAUUUUUAACGCUAACCUGAUCGAUAACAAAUAGGCUAUCAGAUACUUAUCACCAAGUGGUGCAACAGGCAAAGACUUUCUAAUUUUAUCGAGAAGUUUAAUCAUCGUAAGUUAAUGACAAAUUGAACUGAGUGUGAACUGAGCUAUGUAGUCCAUUGUAACUUAUAUUACACAGCAACUGCCAUUAUGACACACAUUAGAUUCCAUUUCCUUUAUCUAUGGAUUAGGUAUAUAGUCAGUACAUAUACGAAACCAUCACUUUUUUUAAAUUUAAGUUUAUACUCGUAUACAUAAGUCGAAUUUUUUUUAUGUUUCGAAUUAGAUUUUGUUUUAAUAAUAAUUGCUUCUUUAUUUUCCUUCGAAACAAUCAGCGAGUUAUAUUGUUUACAUAUUUUAGCGAGUUAUAUUGUUUUGAUGGUAAGUUUAAACUAGGUAGGUACCUAGUUUAAAUUACCACUUCAAAGACUUCAUUUAAAUUAGGUAAGUAGGUACAUAGGUAUGUACCUAUAAAUUAUAGCUAUCAAAUAAAUAAUUUUAUUAGAAAAUAAGCACGAAUAGGUAUAUUCGUAUUGUUAUUAGAAGGUUAACAUCCGAUGCCUUACAAAAUCUCUGGGUAGGUACAAUACGAUAUAACAGGUAUAUUUCGUAUUGCGUUGUAUGAGUAGAAAUGAAUAUCAAUGUUUUUUAUCUAAUUUUAUGUCAAGAUUUAAUUUUGAUAAGUAGGUAGAUGACUUUAUUAUUUUUAGUUCUUUUUUAUCUUAAUAAAUAAAUCCACCAUGCCCUUGACAAGCAUAUUGAUUUAAGUAAUUGUAUUUCAUUACAUAUGUAAGAAUAAAAAUAUUGAUAUAUCAUUACUACUUACAUAGUUAGGAGUUUUGGUAAAAGUGGGAAUUAUUCCAUAUAAAUUUGUUCAGUGGAUAAGAGCCUUGCUACGAUGGUUGUUUGUAAGCUAAGUCUAUUCUCCAUUUUAUAAAAAGCCAUUUGGGUAUUUUAGCUUUCAUUGUUAGUACAAUAACAUAAUAUUAAUGGAUUCAAUUUAAAGAUACGACUUACCUAAGUGUUUUUCUCUAUAUAUAUAUGAUUACCUAACGAGCUACGAAUUGUAUGAAUCUCUUUGUAUGCAAUGUUGUCCAGUUAUAUACAAAUACCUAGGUACAUACUUUCCUAAUUGUUACCAGGGGUCAAUCAUUAUUAGGUAAGGUACUAUUACUUCUAGAUCUUACUGGAGAAUGAGAAGAUUCGCGCUCUUGUUAUUUAUCAGGUUCAAUGCCGGGUCUCAAUCACAUUUGAUUGUAACAACUAUAUAGUUGUUACAAUCAAAUGUGAUUGAGACCUUAAGUAUAGGUCAUAUGACCUAUACUUAAUUUAAAUAAUAAUAACUGUGUUGCCGUAAGUAUUAUGUAAAUAAAAUUUAAGACACUUAGAUAAAAUUUUUGAUGACACCACAUGCACGGGAAACAUGUGAAUAAAAUAUUGUUAGCACCUAAGACAUCUCUAUUUACAGGACAGUAUUAAAUGUACUCUUUGAGAGUAGAUUUUCGUUAAUUAUCGGUAUAUAUUCCGUAUUUGUACAUACUUAGCAUUGCAUAAAAAACAUUAGAAAAAAAUUCGAAAGUAUUGCAUUCUAAAACGUUGAUUUUAUUCUAAUUUCUUUUCAGACGAUUUUUAGGAAGUUUUAAACUUUUUAGGAGGUUUAAAACUUCCUAAAAAGUCAUGCUAUUACUUACUUUAUAUAACUUGUUAUAUAUAUAUAUAUGUAUAUAUAUAUACAAAUAACAUCAUGAAAUUGUAGGUAAGGGCCAUCUUAUCUGAACAUAUUUCGAGACUAUAUAACAUUUAUAUUUUUAAAUUUAAUAUUAGAUACCUACAAAAUAGAAUCUCGUUAAACUUUAUUAUAAGUAGGCAUUUUAAUACAUCGAUAUAUAAUUAAAUAGAUCUCAUAAUGUAUCUAGAAAUAUCUAUAAAACUAAGUGAGAAUGUAUUACUAAUUUUAAAUGUCUCAUCUCAUGAUAAGACAUAGUAUAAUUAUUUUUAAGUUUGUUGUUUGUUUGUGAUCGUAAAAAAGUUAUAGUUAUAGCGUUAAAUUAUUAUUUGAUUUUAUAGUGAUUCUUCUUAACGCAUUAUGUAUGCUUUAUGAUAUUUUUGUUAAUACUUAUAGUUACAGAUAUAACUUAGGUAUAUUAUUAGUUACACAUUGUAAAUUAUAGUGUCUGCUAGUUGUCAAGUUUUGUUUUAAAGAAAAAUAUUUUUUUAAAUUUACGUAACUAACGAAAGGAAACCAAAGAAUAUAUACAUGUUGCAGCCUCUUUCAUUAUAGUUUUAACUUUGACGGCGUCAGCAACAGCAACAAUAACACCGAAACUGCAUUUUUAUAACCAAAAUAUUUUAAUUUUUAUAGAAAGACUUUCGUCGUCAACAUCUAGUCCUAAGAGCCGCGCGGAUUCGAACCAACGACAAAGAAGCCGCAACAUACUACGUUACUUAAAAGUUCAAAUACUGUUUUGUUAUGUUAAAUUACGAAGCAUUUAUUUAUUAUCUUGUAUUCAAUUUGUGAUCACUUAAAUUGUUGUUUACAAUAGCGAUAGGGAAGGAUACUUCACGUAUUUAUUUUAUGUUAUAGGUAUGGAAUACCAGAGGAAAUUUGAAAAAUUGAAAAAUGUUCUUAUAAGUAUUUAUUAGGCAAACAAUAGGAUAAUUGAAUUUUAAAAAUCAGAUGUAUUAUGAGUGUUAGGGCAAGAUAUCGCCAAAAUGUUUCAAGUUACCCAUGUACAAACAUAUUUGUAGAUCGGUAAACAAAUAAAAGACUACUAAAAAACAUUUUUUUUUGCAAAGGUGUCGAUGAUGUUCCUGUUCCUAGUCUUUAUGCCUUGUUUCGUACUUACGGAUA
Messenger RNA from Plodia interpunctella (Indianmeal moth), 8865 nucleotides. RefSeq lists its product as uncharacterized. The record is from RefSeq and is a predicted model, not a curated record. Bases 93 to 2912 code for a protein of 939 amino acids. NCBI's taxonomy places the organism in Eukaryota, Metazoa, Arthropoda, Insecta, Lepidoptera, Pyralidae. The transcript is spliced from 17 exons.